CCGGCCUCAAGGCACUUCACGCCUCUCCUCUCCCCUCCCUACUCCCUACCCCGAGAUACCCUUUGUUUUUUCGCCAUGUCGAUGGAUCUGGACGGCGCCGUCUCUUUCCAGCCCGGCGCGCAGAGCGCUGCCACCAUUCUCUGCUGCAACUGUGGCGCGCCCAUAGACGGCACCUCGGCUGCCGGCGCCCUUUGCUACGACUGUAUCAAGCUCACCGUUGACAUCAGCGGUGGCAUUCAGCGCGAGGCGACUCUGCACGUAUGCAGAGACUGCGACAGAUGGAUGUCGCCGCCCAACCAGUGGCUCGUUGCCGCACCAGAGUCGCGUGAGCUACUGGCCCUGUGCCUGCGCAAGCUGCGCGGCUUGAACAAGGUCCGCAUUAUCGACGCCAGCUUCAUCUGGACCGAGCCGCACUCCCGCCGAGUGAAGGUCAAGAUUACAAUCCAGCAGGAGGCCUUCCAAGGCACCAUCCUGCAGCAGACAUUCGAGGUCGAAUAUGUUGUGGCCAACCAGCAGUGCCCCGACUGUGCCAAGAGCUACACGCAUAACACCUGGCGCGCAUGUGUCCAGGUGCGCCAGAAGGUCCCGCACAAGCGCACUUUCCUCUACCUCGAGCAGCUUAUUCUCAAGCACUCGGCCCACCGCGACACGAUCAACAUCAAGGAGACGCAUGAGGGUAUCGACUUCUUCUUCGCUGCCCGGAACUCGGCCGAGAAGUUCGUCGACUUCCUCAAGUCGGUCGUUCCCGUCAACUCCAAGAAGUCGCAGGAGCUCAUCUCUAUGGACGUCCACACGUCAGUCAAGUCAUACAAGUUCUCCUUCUCCGUCGAGAUUGUCCCCAUCUGCAAGGAUGACCUGGUCGUCUUGCCGAUCAAGAUGGCCAAGCAGCUCGGCAACAUCGCCCCCCUGACCCUUUGCAACCGCGUGGGCACGGCUAUCCAGGUGAUGGACGUGCAGACGCUGCAGACGGCCGAUAUCAGCCCGGACGUCUAUUGGCGCGUGCCCUUUACGCCCCUCGCCGACGUGACGGAGCUGGCCGAAUUCAUCGUUCUGGACAUCCAGCCUCUCGGGCAGACCAAGGGACGCUAUCUCCUCGCCGAGGCCGAGGUAGCUCGCGCCUCGGACAUGGGCGUCAACGACAAAACGUACUUCUGCCGGACGCACCUGGGUGGGCUGCUGCACCCAGGCGACUCGGUGCUGGGCUACCACCUCGAGGGCACCAACUUCAACAACACGCUGUACGACGAGCUCGAGAACAGCAAGUACAAGUCGACGAUCCCGGACGUGGUGCUGGUCAAGAAGCACUACGAGCGCAAGAAGAAGAACAAGCGCAACUGGAAGGUCAAGCGCAUGGCCAAGGAGGAGAGCGAGAUGCUGCCGCGCAAGCAGGACCAGGAGCGCCUCGAGCGCGACUUUGAAAUGUUCUUGCGCGACGUUGAGGAGGACGCCGAUUACCGCGCGGGCGUGGCGCUGUACAAGAGCCAGCACGCGCCGCAGCGGGGCGACGCGGAGGAGAUGGACGAGGACGAGAGCGAGGCCGGCGACGAGGACCAGGGCCUGCAGAUUCCGAUGGACCAGCUGCUGGACGAGAUGGAGGACCUGACGAUGGCGGACGGCGAGGAGGUGUGAGUGGCGGGAUGAAAGGGAGGGAUGGAAGCGGGCGGAAAAAUAUCACGGCGUUGGUUGGGGUGCAUGCAUGCGUGUUAGCGGCGUUUUGGUUUGGGCACAUACGAGUACCAUUUAUUGUGCUGUAGGUCGUUUCCAAUUCUACUGAGCUGCUAGCUGUCUACGUAUGCUUCGUUGUCAGCGGGUCUGGUAUACGUGCUUGCAUGCAUGUAUGCAUAUCGGACCAUGCCCAUGAAGGGGUUCUCUUACUGCAAGUGUAGGUAGGUACACACAUACACACG
Molecule: messenger RNA, 1907 nt
Organism: Aplosporella prunicola CBS 121167
Lineage: Eukaryota; Fungi; Ascomycota; Dothideomycetes; Botryosphaeriales; Aplosporellaceae
Exons: 2
Coding region: 76-1629 (517 amino acids)
Biological process (GO): ribosomal large subunit export from nucleus
Cellular component (GO): cytoplasm; nucleus
Molecular function (GO): ribosomal large subunit binding
Source: RefSeq, a predicted model, not a curated record